Messenger RNA from Lachancea sp. 'fantastica', 3252 nucleotides. The record is from the annotation of a GenBank genome assembly. NCBI's taxonomy places the organism in Eukaryota, Fungi, Ascomycota, Saccharomycetes, Saccharomycetales, Saccharomycetaceae.
AUGGUCCUAUACAAACGGAAACCACUGGUAUUACCUCCUCCUGGGCCUUUGCCUGCCAAUAUCAAUGUGAAAGUAUGGCACAUUAACGAGACGGGAGAAUGGUUUUUACGAUACACGGAGUAUUUGCAACGUAUGGACUUCUACAUGAGACGUCAGUUUACAUGUGAGAUCACCGGGUCUUCGUUUCUGACGUUUUUCGAGGCCCUUAACAGCGAGGAAGCUGAGUUCCGGCUUGUAGAGGAAAAAUUUCCACUCAAGUUGCGGGAACCAGUUGCAAAAUUCAUGCAUUUCAACGAAAUUGGGCGUGUGGACUUACUUGUGGAGCGCACGCACUCACGAUUUAGAAGUGAUUUUUAUCCAGGCGAAAGAGUAUUUUUAAGACGCAAGAAUGACAGAGCAGCGGACGAACCGGCCACUCACGGCCACAAGCCGUAUAUCAUCAAGGAAAAAGCUAGCUUCAAUGCGGUUCUCGACGUCACGGGCUCGAAGAUCGUCAAGCCGGCGUUUUCCAAGUAUAUGAUAACAGAGGAAUUUGGUAUCAACUCGCUCAUGGUGGACCAAAACGACAUUUACAGAGACCGGACAACUUUCACAAAACAUUUGAUCAAAUGCUUCUGCAAAAUCACCCUGAGAAGGGUCUCGACCAAAAGUGGUGCGCCAUUGUGUGUCAAGGAUGAGUACCUCGCUAUGUAUGGCUUGACAAUGGACUGGCCUGCGUCGAUGCUGAAGUUCAAAGAAGACAUUCCAGAGCCCCGCUCUUCGCGGCCCAGCAGCCAGCGUACUCAGAAUGGUACCAAAACAUCAAAACAUCCACAGCACCCUUCAGACACCAAAAGAAACAUUGACGACACAACUAACGGACACGACAAUAAAAAACAAAAGACAGGACUAGAAAAAGAGCCGAGCCCUUUGCCAGCACUCUCCGAACCGGAAGAAACACCCAAACUUUAUAGCGGACCCAAUCCAGCUAUCGGUAAUGCAUAUUUCUACAACGACAGCUUGGAUUAUAUCCCCGUCAGGCAUCCAGGAAAACAGUUUGCACACAUGUACAAACUAUUGGAAGUCUUCCAAUUUUGUCAAACCUUUAGCAAAGUUUUGCUCCUGUCACCUUUCAGCUUAGACAACUUUAUCAAAAGCUUACAGGCCACAGACAUUAAGACCGCAGGCACUUUAGUCGUAAAGAGCCGGAUCAACUCACCGCUUUUCGAUGAGAGCUGCAAGCAGCAUACACCGAACAAAGACGGCAAGACCGUCUCGGAUUCCGUUGUUGCGAACGCAGAAAAAAGAAAACCUGGAAUUUGCCGCUUUAUCGAAAACCGCGGGACAUCAUUUGUAACUUUCGAGCCUUCUGAAGCAGACAAUCAGGUCAGCAUCGCAACCGACGAUGUGGACUCCUGUGGUGCAUCUUUGAUAUUGGAGUGCUUUGUUGCACUUGAGCGUCUCUUUAUCAGCGAAAAUGGCGACUGGAAGUGCAUGGUCAUGGACAAAUGGUAUGAUGAAGAUGAACUUGUUGAAAAGCCGAUCAAAGAGGAUGAAGGCAAGUCUGAUUCCCAAGAUGACGCAGAGAAUACGAAGGCCCCCAUCAAAAACGAAGAUGAUGUUUUAAAUGACCCGGAGAUCGACGAUCUUUUAGAACGAUGUCUGAACUUCCGCAAAGUUUCUUGGACGGAACGUUUAUCUAAGAGGCAGUUCAAAAAUGGUUAUUGGAUCAUUAUUCUACUUGGUAUCUUUCAGGAUUGCAUGCAUAUACCAAUGUACACAGCAUUUGCGCAAAAAUUUAUCAGAGCCAUUGUACCACCUGAAGGAUCCGCCACACACCUGAACAAAAUUCUGUGGGAGAACUUUUGCAAGAAUUUAAGUUUGGAAGAUAAGGUUUUUGCCCUUUGGAUUUUGGUGGAUAUAGCAUCAAACUUCUCGCAAGAAAUUAGAACCUACGUCGAAGACACACUGGAUGUCUGCACUCAAAUUCGCAGCGAAAAGUUGAAGUUAUCCAGGCGACUGAAGUCUGAAAUGCAGCAUGUUUCGCAAUUGUCGGCACCUACCAAUGAUUCCGUUGAACCGCAGGAAGAAAUCAACCAGCACCAAGCGACAAUUGACAAAAUCAACCAAGAUAGGAGCUAUUUGACCCAAAAGCUGAUCGAAAAUGACGUCCGAAGAUUGAGGGCUUUGGGGUCGGACAGAAAUGGUAAUAAAUAUUACUGGCAAGAGUUAAGUGGUGUUCAGAGGCUUCCCGCAGAUGACCUUCACGAAAUCGGGUCUGGCAGGUUAUGGAUACGGGGCAUCAGUGUUAGAGACUCAGAAAGAAUUCUCAGCGUUUCUCAAGAACAGCUGAUUGCCUGGAAGAAGUUGGCAAAGGAAAAAUCAGUUUCUGAGGCGAACGCCGAAAUUUUCAAGAUUAGAAGAACAGAUGAAGGUUCCAUUAUUGACGAAAGUGCGGGUGAAAGUUCAACUAUAGUAUUUGCCGACGGGAAGGUGAAUGUCCCAGCCAUUGAAUCAUCUGCACUAUACAGAAAAAUGGUUGAUGAGACACCGGAGCAGGCGCUGUUGAGCGAAUCUCAAUGGAUCGCCAUUGAGCUGCCUGGUGAUGUCGAUGAGCUGAUCCUAUGGUCUGCAGAAUAUGGUAAUAGCGACCAAGCACUUUCCAAACAGCUGAGAGCCAUUAAGGAACCUUUGUUUGAAGGUCAAAGACGGCGAGAGGGGCGGCUUUUCACUGCAGUGGAGAGCACAGAGAUCGCGCGUUUAGAAGAGGCCUUGGACGAAAAUUUCAUCAGCGAUAACGAAAUUGAGCAAUGCCAGGUGAGCGAGCAAGAGAAGCAAUCUGUUGAUGACGAUAACGCGCUCGAAAAGAUUGCUACUGAGAUCAUGAUGCUUGACGACGGGUCUCAAACUGAAAGCUCACUCAAGAAAAUCAAAGAACUCGAGGAACGUCGCGAUCACAUCCUCAAUACUCGCACAUAUAAAGAUCACUCCGACAGACAGCAAUCAAAAGCGGUUCGUCAAGCAACAGUCAAAGCCGUACAGGAAAAAGUUGGUUACCAGGCAGCUGCUCUGACUUCCUACUUGAAUGCUGUGAUUCAAAAUGCUAAACCUGCAGAGAAGCUGUGGACCAACGAGCUCGCUAGAAGUCUAUGGAAUACAUCGCUGUAUCUUGGGGCUAGCGGGAAGCCCAUCGCCCGCAAUAAACUCUCUGUGAAAGAAAGGAUGACGGAGAUAUUCGAUGGAAUGACGAGCUCACAUCAAAAAAAAUCUUGA